GAUCGCGAAGCAGAGCCCGGGUAGGAGAGAAGAGAAUGGGACCGUGGGCGCUCGGCUUGGCUCUGCUGGCGCUGGGGGCGCUGGCGGGCGGAGUCCAGGGGGCCAAUGUCUGUACCACCCGGGGGGUGAGUUCCUGCCAACAGUGCCUUGCUGUGAGCCCUUCUUGUGCCUGGUGUUCAGCUGAGGACCUGGCUCCAGGCUCUCCCCGCUGUGACCUGAAAGAGAACCUGCUGAAGGAGGGAUGUGCACUUGAAUCCAUCGAAUACCCAGUCAGUCAAAUCACUGUCCUGGAAGCUAGACCUCUCAGUAAUACUGGCUCUGGAGAUAGUUCCAAGAUUACCCAAGUCAGCCCCCAGAAGAUUGAGCUUCGGCUGAGGCCAGAUGAUUCUCAGACCUUCUUGGUACAAGUGCGGCAGGUGGAAGAUUACCCAGUGGACAUCUAUUAUUUGAUGGAUCUGUCCAACUCUAUGCGAGAUGACCUGCAGAAAAUUCAGUCUCUGGGGACUAAGCUGGCCUCUGAGAUGCGCAAGCUUACCAGUAACCUACGUAUAGGCUUUGGGGCCUUUGUGGACAAGCCCAUGUCCCCAUACAUGUAUAUCUCUCCACCGGAGGCCCUCAAAAACCCUUGCUUUGAAAUGAAGACAAGCUGCUUACCCAUGUUUGGCUACAAGCAUGUGUUGACUUUGACGGAUCAGGUAACGCGCUUCAACGAGGAAGUGCAAAAGCAGAAUGUAUCAAGGAACCGGGACGCCCCAGAAGGUGGAUUUGAUGCCAUAAUCCAAGCUACGGUCUGUGAUGAAAAGAUUGGCUGGAGGAAUGAUGCAUCCCAUCUGCUGGUGUUCACCACUGAUGCCAAGACCCACAUCGCUCUGGACGGGAGGCUAUCAGGAAUCGUUCAGCCCAAUGAUGGGGAAUGCCACAUUGGCAGUGACAAUCACUACUCUGCCUCCACCACUAUGGACUAUCCUUCUCUGGCGCUGAUGACUGAGAAGCUAUCCCAGAAGAACAUCAACUUAAUCUUUGCAGUGACUCGAAAUGUGGUCAGCCUCUAUCAGAACUAUAGCGAGCUCAUCCCAGGGACCACAGUGGGUAUGCUGUCAGCAGAUUCUGGCAAUGUCCUCCAGCUCAUUGUUGAUGCCUAUGGGAAAAUCCGUUCUAAAGUAGAGCUGGAAGUCCGUGACCUUCCUGAGGAGCUGUCUUUGUCCUUUAAUGCCACCUGCCUAAAUAAUGAGGUCAUCCCAGGUCUCAAGUCCUGUGUUGGCCUCAAGAUUGGAGAUACGGUGAGCUUCAGCAUCGAGGCCAAAGUACGUGGCUGUCCCCAGGAAAAGAAGAAAUCUUUUACCAUUAAGCCUGUGGGGUUCAAGGACAGCCUCACCGUGUAUGUCACUUUUGACUGUGAUUGUGCCUGUCAGGCCCAGGCUGAACCGCAAAGCAGCCGCUGCAAUCAGGGCAAUGGGACAUUUGAGUGUGGGGUGUGCCUCUGUAGCCCUGGCUGGCUGGGCACCCAGUGCGAGUGCUCCGAGGAGGAUUACCACCCCUCCCAGCAGGAUGAGUGCAGCCCCCAGGAGGGCCAGCCUGUCUGCAGCCAGAGAGGGGAAUGCCUGUGUGGCCAGUGCGUCUGCCACAGCAGCGACUUUGGCAAGGUUACCGGCAAGUAUUGUGAAUGCGAUGACUUCUCCUGCGUGCGAUACAAAGGCGAGAUGUGCUCCGGCCAUGGCCAGUGCAGCUGUGGGGACUGCCUCUGUGACUCCGACUGGACUGGGGACUACUGUAACUGCACGACCCGCAAAGACAUGUGCAUGUCAAGCAAUGGGCUAUUGUGCAGCGGCCGAGGUCAGUGUGUCUGUGGCAAAUGUGUCUGCAUCCAACCUGGAUCUUAUGGUGACACCUGUGAGAAGUGUCCCACCUGCCCUGAUGCCUGCACUUUUAAGAAAGAAUGUGUGGAGUGCCAGAAAUUCAGUCGGGGCACGUUGUUUGAGAAGAAUACUUGUAGCCGCUACUGCCGGGAUGAGAUUGUGCCUGUGACAGAACUCACAGACACUGGCAAGGAUGCAGUGAACUGUACCUAUAAGGAUGAGGAUGAUUGCGUAGUCAGGUUCCAGUACUAUGAAGACUCCAGUGGAAAGUCCAUUCUGUAUGUGGUGAAUGAACCAGAUUGUCCCAAAGGCCCUGAUAUCCUGGUGGUCCUACUCUCGGUGAUGGGAGCCAUAUUACUCAUUGGCCUUGCCACACUGCUCAUCUGGAAGCUUCUAAUCACCAUCCAUGACCGAAGGGAGUUUGCCAAGUUUGAAGAGGAAAGAGCCAGAGCCAAAUGGGACACAGCCAACAACCCACUGUAUAAAGAAGCCACAUCCACCUUCACCAAUAUCACCUACCGUGGGAACUCAUAAUGGGACCCUUGCCAUCAGCAGAGCCAAGGAUUUUGGGUGUUUCCUACACCAUGUUUACAGAGGACUGUUGUAGGAUCCAGGAGCAGGGAAGGGGGGUGGGGGGGGAAUAUGAACAUGUG
Messenger RNA from Dromiciops gliroides (monito del monte), 2509 nucleotides. RefSeq names its product integrin subunit beta 3 (gene ITGB3). Gene Ontology annotation, molecular function: fibrinogen binding; integrin binding; fibronectin binding. Gene Ontology annotation, cellular component: focal adhesion; cell surface; integrin complex. The transcript is spliced from 15 exons. Gene Ontology annotation, biological process: integrin-mediated signaling pathway; cell migration; cell adhesion mediated by integrin. NCBI's taxonomy places the organism in Eukaryota, Metazoa, Chordata, Mammalia, Microbiotheria, Microbiotheriidae. The coding region runs from base 36 to 2390 and encodes 784 amino acids. The record is from RefSeq and is a predicted model, not a curated record.